Molecule: messenger RNA, 518 nt
Organism: Cladocopium goreaui
Lineage: Eukaryota; Dinophyceae; Suessiales; Symbiodiniaceae
Source: the annotation of a GenBank genome assembly
GUGGAAGCGAAAGCGGCCUGAACGUCUAUGUCAAGGCCCUAAAGCUGGCACCUGCCUGUGUGGAUCUCUGGGUGCACUACUGCCAAGCUGCCGUAUCGGCUGAUGGAGCGGAGGAUGGCCUACGCGAGCUCUUCGAGAAAGCCGUGGAGACAGUCGGCAGCGACUGGAGAGCCUUUCCCCUGUGGGAUCUCUACAUGAACUUUGAGGAGAAGAACAGGCGCUGGAAACGCCUUGGAUCCGUCCUCCGCCGCGCUAUGGUCGUUCCAAUGGAAGGAUUGCCAGCCGUGCGCAUCCGGCUGCGCGCGCUGGUGCUGGGUGAUGCCGCGCCACCCUUGGAGGAGUUGUGUUGCGAUGAUGCCGAGAGCAAUCAGCUGGAUGUGGAGAGCAAUCGAACGCAAAGCUACGACCCGCAGGUCCGCCAGGUCAUGACCGUGUCACUGGCGGAGCACGUGGCCGUUUCGCUUGCGCCGGUGGCACCGGUGGCUCCGGUCGCGGUGGAGUCUGAGGAGGAGUUGGAG